Molecule: messenger RNA, 1262 nt
Organism: Aspergillus alliaceus
Lineage: Eukaryota; Fungi; Ascomycota; Eurotiomycetes; Eurotiales; Aspergillaceae
Product: 40S ribosomal protein eS7
Exons: 3
Coding region: 115-720 (201 amino acids)
Biological process (GO): rRNA processing; ribosomal small subunit biogenesis; translation
Cellular component (GO): small-subunit processome; 90S preribosome; cytosolic small ribosomal subunit
Molecular function (GO): structural constituent of ribosome
Source: RefSeq, a predicted model, not a curated record
GCUGGACGGACCUCUGUUUCAAUCCUCGAAUUUAUUCCCACGACCCCCAACAACCCGCGACAAGGAAAGGCAGCACCAGCAGCACAGCCCGCUACCCGUCGCUCGUCUGCAAAAAUGGCUGCUAUCAACAAGAUCGCCCUCAACUCGCCCUCGAGGCAGAACCCCUCCGAGCUGGAGAACGCGAUCGCUGGCGCUCUCUUCGACUUGGAGAGCAACACACAGGACCUGAAGGCCACCCUUCGUCCUCUGCAGUUCGUCUCUGCCCGUGAGGUUGAGGUCGGCCAUGGCAAGAAGGCUGUCAUCAUCUUCGUCCCUGUCCCUCUCCUCCAGGGAUUCCACAAGAUCCAGCAACGCCUGACUCGUGAGCUCGAGAAGAAGUUCUCCGACCGCCACGUCCUCUUCGUUGCUCAGCGCCGCAUCCUGCCCAAGCCCAAGCGCUCUGUCAACUCCCGCACCAACCAGAAGCAGAAGCGUCCUCGUUCCCGCACUCUGACCGCUGUCCACGACUCUAUCCUUACCGACCUGGUUUACCCCGUUGAGAUCGUUGGCAAGCGCAUCCGUACCAAGGAGGAUGGCAGCAAGACCCUCAAGGUCAUCCUGGAUGAGAAGGAGCGUGGUGGUGUUGACCACCGUCUCGAUGCCUACGGCGAAGUUUACCGCCGUUUGACCGGCCGCAACGUCGUCUUCGAGUUCCCCCAGAGCAGCGCCUCUGACUUCUAGAUGCACUUUUUCUCCCUUAUGUCCUUUUAAAGUCUUCGAUAUUUUUUUCCUGUGAUUAGGUCAAUGAGAGAAAAAUAAGUCUGGGAUUCGAAACAGCGGGCUUACCUGUUUUUCUUUCUUGAAGUAGGCAAGAAAAAAGCAUUUGGGACGAGGAGGAACUGCAAGUCUUGUGUGCAUUCCAUUAGCAUACGUUCCAUGGCUGUGCGGUGGGUAGCUUCAUGAUCUGGUCCUUCGGGUUUUAGGGUUCUCUGAAUGAAAAAGGAUGUGAUGUGAUAAUAUCAUUCAUGGUCUUUUGGUCCGGGCUUUUCCUUUUGUUCGGCGUGGUUGAAAACAAAAAAUAACCUUUUCCCUUUUUUUCCACCUCGUUUAUAUCUUCCUCUUUGUCCGUGGUUUAGGUUCUUCGUUCCCCGUAGAUUUUAUGUACUAGUAGAUGUCAAUGAUGCCCCCUAUCGCCGCGCACGUGGUCAAGAUCUCUCGUUCGGGAUAAGCUUAUGCUUAGCAGUAUUUAGUCUCUUCACUACAUACUAUCUCCGCAAAGAACA